AUGCGAUUGUUACAGGAUGGGGCACCUUGCCACACAGCACGUCGCACAGCGGCUGUUCUAGCUGCUCUCAGGGUAAAUAUUCUGCCAAUGCCAUCCCGCUCAUCGGACCUCAAUCCGAUUGAGCAUAUCUGGGAUGUAGUCGUAGAGGAUUACGAGGAUUAUAAACUGUGGCGAAAGAAUCGGCCGUUUUUAGAGGAGCAGUAUCGUAUUCUAAAUACAGAAACCGAAAAGCGUUACGAAACCAGGGACGGUAAACGUGUGGAAGUGACCAAACUUCAUCAUCCAGAAUACCGUUCACCAUGCCCAAGCGUGCAGCAGAGGAUGUUCUCCACUAUUCAAGAACUAAACGAGCACGACCACAAGAACCAAGAAUGGGAAAACGACACAUCAUCGGACGACGAGGAUACAGAAACAAGCGACGAGGACGACGAGAAGGACAACGACGAAACUGAAACAUCAUCCGAUAUCACGGAGGAGACAAACGACUCACCUACUACCCAAAAGCUGAUCUCGUCAAAAGACAUCAGAGAUUCGACAGAUAAACUUCUCCAUACCGGGAGUGACCUCAUGUCGAUACGGAGGUCAAGGUCGGGGACGCCCUCGUGGGUGGAUAAGAUGAACGAAGAUUCGCUUCCCCGGGGAAAGGACGACGCCUCCUCGUGGUACUAUGGAGGCGUUCAUGGGAUGCCAAUGCGCUAUCACGGAGAUCCAGGGCCUCUAAAUGGCGCAUACAGCAACUACCAUAGCGGUUACCAUGACAACGUGUCACUCAGGUCAAGGUCGUCACGUGGCACCAGACGUCGACGGAGGAACACGUGCUGUCUCGCGGUUUUUCUCACUUUGGCAGCCAUUUUGAUAGCUAUUGGCAUCGGCAUUAUGGUGUAUUAUUUGCUCAGAAAUGAUUCGACGAUAGCAAACGGUUCCUUGCCGUUGCUCAACGUUCCAUACAAUGAUGCCAUGAAGGACCAGAAUUCAGAAGCAUAUAAAGACAUCGCAAAUCCACUAUGUGGACAGAUCGAUUCUUACAUUCGGAAGAGCGAGGUUAAGCAACAUUAUGAAAACUGUACCAUAGAGUUCCUUAUCGAUGAUACUCAACCAGACCGAUGCGGCUGUGCCAACAUUACAAACACGGUUGUGCACAACACGAGAGCUUACCUGAAAUUGAUAUUUCGUGGUGACGUCAGCAAUAUAGAAGAUCGCAUAUUUCUUAUAAUAGAACAAAACAUGAGGCGACAACGGGGAACUGACUAUGACGUCAUCAUGUUAGAUGACUUCAUAAUUGAUAUUCGGUCGUCUGCUGCUCAGUUUACAACCGAGGCACCACCUGACGAAGUUGGCCUUCGCCUGAACGUCACAGUAUGGGUGUACAAUAUGACGUGGAUGGGUGAGCUAACUAAUCCGUACAGUAGGGAGUUCAAGGAUCUAGCCUCGCCCUUUUGUGAUGACUUACAAAGAAUAUUCGUUGACAGCAGCCUUGGAACGAGGUACCACAGCUGCAGAGUGUCGAAAUUUAGACCUGGCAUCGUGUAUACAGAUAUUUGGCUGACCGGUCGAGACGUCACACUCGGGCUGAACACCACCGUCAAGACACUCAUCCUAGAUAGCGCCCGCUCCGUCCGAGUAAAUGGCACCUCUCGCAAAAUAUUAGGAACGCUGCUAAUAACGCCUGCUUCUGGCAACAACGCAAUCGUCAACGUUGACGUAGAGGUGAACCCCGGUACGACCAUCGCUCCGACACCCUCAACCACCCCUGGGCCCACCAACUGGACCGAUGGCAUGCCGUAUAUUGAAACCCUCCUAUACUUUACCGGCAUUGACUACACUGGGAACUUGUCUGAUCGGAACAGUGACUUAUUCAAGUAUCAUGCCAGGAAAUUCUGCAAAGAGCUUGAAAAACUGAUUCUGUUUAGCCAAUGGAAGCAAAAUUACUACGACUGUAACCUUGUCAACAUAUAUCCACCAAUCACAGGCCAGUAUUUCCCGUACAUGCGCACUAUGCUGCAUGUGAAUUCCAACAUCCUAUCACCAAACGAGCUUACUGACAUCAUCAAGAUGUACGCCGGGAAAUACGUAUUUCCGGAUGGCAUUGAGACGUACCGUAUUGGUGAUUUCUACAUUGUACUAAAAGACGGUGUAUUUGAGUUGUACAACUCGACCCGCUAUGUGACAGACUCCACCCAGUAUACACUCCAAUCAACCACCUACCCGACGAUAUUUACAACCCUCGUGUUCUCAACGCUUUUAAGCUCGCCCGGGGUCGUAACAUCGACUGUUGUCUACACUGCUUCACUCGUGAAUGUUGUCUGCGAGGUGGUAAUGAGCAUUCCCGGAGAGUUACUGGACAAAUCAUCGUCUGUGUUUGUAGCCCAGCAGUCCGCCUUUUGCCAACAGCUGAAGGGUUUCUUCGAGUCUGACAUUGCUCUCAGUGCCAAAUAUUACCUCGACUGCAAUAUAGUGACAUUUAGCGACACGACUUCGAGUAUUAAUUUCCACUUGGUAUUUGGUACGGAGGCAACACAUGACCUCGCAUCAAAAGUGAUUGACGCCAUAGAUUUCAGCGCCGAGUACAUCGACUAUGGAGGCGACAUGCAGUUCAACGUUGGUGGCAUUGUUAUCAAGCCCUUUUCGUGCAGCGCUAAUGUGUACCCCGUCAAUUACACCAUUCCUUAUCCGAGCAUGUUUCCAUCCUUGACACCGACCUCGACGAUAAACCUUCCAUCAGCUGGUUUCCAAGACUGUUUACGUCAGCCAUGUCGUCAUGGGGGCACGUGCGUUGAGACAUUUUCGGGCUACAGGUGCCAGUGUACUUCCGCUUGGGCGGGUACAGACUGUGAAAUAAAGGUGUCUGAUCCUUGCAGUCCAUCGCCUUGUAAGCAUGGCGGUCAGUGUACCGGAUCAGCUGACCAGAUGUGCCUGUGUCCUGACGCCUGGGAAGGAGCCUACUGUGAAAUAGACCAUGAUGAGUGUUCGGACAAACCGGAAGUGUGUUUAUUCGGUGGAACGUGCACAAACCAGAACGGAGGUUUCCGUUGCGCUUGUUCCCCGGGAAGAACAGGUCCCACGUGCAAUACAGGUGUAAAUGAGUGUAAAUCAUCCCCCUGCCGGGCCGGAUCACAGUGCCUAGACUCGGAGACAUCCUACGUAUGCGUGUGCGAGGAUGGCUGGACGGGUAAACACUGCAUGGAGGACGUUGACGAGUGUACAAGUCAAAUCUGUCAGAACGGGGGCACGUGUUUAAACACUGUUGGAAGUUUCACCUGCGCUUGCGCGGAUGGUUGGAGCGGGCCCGUCUGCAGCAUAUACGCGGACCAGUGUAAUGGCGAAAACCCAUGUCUCCAUGGAGGCACUUGCCUAGAUACGACGGAUGACAUCCGGUGUCUGUGUCCGCCUCAGUGGACAGGCACAAUCUGUGAUAUAGACUUGGAUGAGUGUAACUCGGAUACGGAAGCAUGUAGCAGCCAUGGUGAUUGUGUCAACACGGACGGCGGUUAUAAUUGUUUUUGUUUCCCGCCUUGGGAAGGAGCCAAGUGCGAAAAAGAUCACAAUGAGUGUACGGACCCUGCCAUGGGAACUCUGUGUUACAACGGGGGGUCGUGUCUCAACCAAUGGGGAUCGUAUGUGUGUCGGUGCCCGGCCGCCUGGACAGGGUCAGACUGCAAUACAGAUGUUAACGAAUGUAAUGCUUCCCCUUCGAAAUGCUUGAAUGGGGGAAUCUGUGAAAACACGGAUGGCGGUUUCCGAUGCACGUGUAACGAGUUCUGGAAAGGAAAUACUUGUUCAAUAGACAAGAAUGAAUGCAGUGAGAAUGCCGAGUACCCUUGUCAAAAUGACGGCGUAUGUACCAACACCCUGCCUGGUUAUUUCUGUACGUGUAUGUCGGGGUGGACAGGCGACCACUGCGAAACUGAUAUAAAUGAAUGUGAAGAAAGUCCUGGUAUUUGCUCGAAUGGGGGAACGUGUUUAAAUGAGGUCGGGAGUUACCGUUGCCAAUGUCCUGCGGGACGUGCAGGACUGCACUGCGAUGGAAGUACUAACCCAUGUGACGCCAUCAGGUGCCUCCAUGGAGGUACAUGUGUGUUGGCAGGUGAUACGGCGAUGUGUAUGUGCACACCGAGGUUUACAGGGGACAGAUGUCAGGCUGAUUUCGACGAGUGUGCCAUCGGUGUUAAUCCAUGUGUGAAUGGAGAAUGCCGGAACCUCGUGGGCACCUACUAUUGCAGCUGUGAGCCGGGUUAUACAGGGGAGCAUUGCGACCAAGAUAAAGACGAAUGCCUGGAGGUUGAUUGCGACCACGGAACAUGCGAAAAUACAGUAGGAUCGUACCGGUGUUUAUGUGAACCAGGAUGGGCUGGGAUGUUCUGUAGCAUCGACAGUCCCGAGUGUUCUAUAUUGGAAAGCCCAUGCAACGGUCAUGGUCAGUGCAAGGACGUUCCUGGGUCGUAUGUUUGUUUCUGCGCCAUUGGGUAUACAGGGCAGUACUGUCAAGAAGAUAUAGACGAAUGCCAAGAGAAUGUCUGCUUGAACGGAGCUACAUGCGAGAACUUACCUGGCAGUUACCAGUGUAGCUGCAAUGAAUAUUGGACUGGAUCGGUGUGUGAUAUCGACGUGAACGAAUGCGCGACGUUGACGUCUCCGUGUCUUCACGAUGGAACGUGUACCAACCGGGAGCUUGGCUAUGACUGUCAGUGCACGUCUCAAUGGACCGGACUCACAUGUGAUGAAGAUAUCAACGAAUGUACAGCAGGCUCUAAUCCGUGUGCAAACUUCGGCACGUGUAGGAACAAACGUGGCGGUUUCACGUGCACGUGUUCUUAUGGUUGGGAGGGUGAGGUUUGUGACAAAGACAUUGAUGAGUGCACGAGGGACCGACCCUGUAAGAACGGAGCAACGUGCACGAAUAUCGGGGGAUCCUACUACUGCACGUGCGCUGAGGGUUUUACAGGGGCCAACUGUGAUACGGAUAUAAACGAGUGUGACGACAGCAUAUGUAAAAAUGACGCGCCUUGCAGUAACGCUCCGCCAGGUUCAUUCACUUGUUUGUGUCCGGAUGGAUGGACGGGCAAAACAUGUGAAGAAGACGUGAACGAGUGUGGCCAGUUUUUGGGUGGUUGUUAUAACGGCGGGACGUGCACCAACUCGAUCGGUGGCUUUAGCUGUGAAUGUUCGGCUGGAUACACCGGGGAGCGAUGUGACACGGACGUGAAGGAAUGUCCGAUGGGUGUUUGUCAGAACGGAGCAGAGUGCUUCGAUUUUCCUGGUGGGUAUUACUGUGACUGUGUGGGCGACUUCACCGGACAAAACUGCGACGUCUUGAUUGACCAGUGUCCAAGCUGCCAGAACGGGGGUACCUGUGUUAACAGCAAUGGCGAAUAUUCAUGCAGCUGUCAAGGAGGAUGGACCGGUACACUUUGUGAAACUGAUAUACGAGAAUGUGACACUCCAAGUUUCUGCAAGAAUGGUGGGACAUGCACAGAUUUUCCGGGAGGUUUUGACUGUGACUGCAUCGAUGGAUGGAUUGGAAAAACCUGCACCAUGGAUCGCAACGAAUGUUCCAUCGUCAAUUCCUUCUGCAAGAAUGGAGCAACGUGCACAAAUUCGCAAGGCUCCUUUUCAUGCGCAUGCGCAACUGGUUGGGAGGGAGCUCUAUGCGAAACAGACAUAAAUGAGUGCAUGGUGCCGAGUGGAAACCCUUGCCGUAAUGGGGGAGAGUGUGCCAAUGAGCCUCCUGGAAGCUACAACUGCACCUGUGCUGAAGGAUUUACAGGAGACAAAUGCGAAAACAAUAUAGACGACUGUGGUGAAAACCCAUGCAUGCACGAGGCCACAUGUUUAGAUGGCGUGGCAACCUUUACUUGUCAAUGUGUGGUCGGAAGAACGGGGCGGAGGUGUGAAAUCGGUGUAAAUGAAUGUUUGCCGCCCAGGAACCCGUGUAUGAAUGGUGGUCAAUGUUUGGAUGAAGAAGUUGGCUUUACGUGUCAAUGCCCCGGAAACUGGAAGGGAGAUCUCUGCUCGACUGAUGUAGAUGAAUGUCAGACGAUCACCUGCGCCAAUGGCGGUCGGUGCGUGAAUACGGAUGGUUCUUUCGAGUGCAAAGAUUGCUUGGAGGGAUGGACAGGCCAGCUCUGUAACACAAAUAUCGACGAAUGCACUCUCCCUGGCAAUCCAGUAUGUAAGAACGGAGGGUUGUGUACCGAUACAGAGGGUGGAGUUUCCUGUAACUGUACGGGCACAGGCUAUGAGGGAACCCGCUGUGAUGUGGACAUUAAUGAAUGUUUCCCGGUCACAAUGAAUCCUUGCAUAAAUGGAGAAUGCAACAAUGUAGAUGGAACAUUCGAAUGCAGGUGCAUAGAUGGAUACCAAGGAGACCUGUGUGCGGAAGAUGUUGACGAGUGUGACGGCGAUCCAUGUCUCCAUGGUGGAUUAUGUUCCAAUAGUGUCGGGUCGUACGCUUGCACAUGCACAGAUGCAUUCUACGGGAAAAACUGCGAAAUUGAUGUAAAUGAAUGCCUGGGCGAACCGUGUGAGAACGGCGGCACGUGCGACAAUACCUUUGGAAACUUUACCUGCAAUUGUCUUCCGGAAUGGCAAGGACCCACCUGUUACAUCGCGGAUUUGAAAAAGGCUCUUCCUGGAGUCACGUUUGUAAUGUCUGAAUUUAAGUCGAGAGGUCCAAUACAACUGGAUGUCAACGAGUGUUUAAAGGAUCCUCCAGUUUGUCUGAACGAUGGUGUUUGCGAGAACACAGAAGGAGGUUACACCUGUCAGUGUAACUUUGCAUGGACAGGAACCUAUUGUGAAAAUGAUGUUGACGAGUGUAAAGAGCUUGAAGAUGCAGCGUGCUAUAACGAUGGCAAUUGUACCAACACAGAAGGGUCAUUCCGAUGCUUCUGUCCAACCGGCCUGACUGGCGAGAGAUGUGAUGGAGAUAUUGACGAGUGUGAGCAGUCGCCCUGCAUGAACGGAGCCACGUGCACCAACUUCUAUGGGUCAUACGUGUGUCAAUGUGUAAAUGGUUGGACGGGGCUACACUGUGAAACAAAUAUUAACGAAUGUGCGGAGGGCUUGUGUGUAAACAGCAUGGCAUGUGAGGAUACCAAUGGAUCGUACGUGUGCACGUGUAUGCCAGGUUGGAUGGGCACCAACUGUGACAUUGACAUUGACGAGUGUACGGGUGCGAUUAUCUCCCCUUGUCUAAAUGGCGGAGUCUGCAAAAAUGUAGCUGGCACGUAUGUGUGCGAGUGUACCCAGGGAUGGACAGGAUUAACGUGUGAUACAGACAUUAACGAGUGCACAGCCGAACUCUGCAAGAAUGGAGCAACAUGUGAAAACAACCCGGGUGGGGUAACGUGUAGCUGCGUUGGAGGCUGGCAGGGUCCGACAUGCGAGACAGACAUUAACGAAUGCACCAGUGGAUUACACAACUGCAAAAACGGCGCAUGUUCGAAUUCCCCAGGCUCUUACGUUUGUAUUUGCAAAACUGGCUAUACAGGCAGCGAUUGUUCCACAAACAUUAAUGAGUGCACAAGCGGAACACACGCAUGUAGGAACGGUGGUCGUUGUAUUGACCUUCCAGGGUCAUACUCGUGUGACUGUUCAGCCACAGGGUACACUGGAACGAUUUGCACUGCUGACAUAAACGAAUGCACAAACGGUAUGGCUGACUGUCAAAAUGGAGCAGAAUGCACGAACCUACCUGGGUCAUUCUCUUGUGAUUGUCCCGAUGGUUUUGAUGGACAGCGAUGCAAUACAGAUAUCAACGAAUGUUCAACCGGAAGUGACGAUUGCGAAAAUGGAGCCACCUGUGUCAACACAAAGGGAAGCUACACUUGUUCGUGUGCUUCAGGAUGGGGUGGAAAGCUUUGUUCACAAGAUGUGAACGAGUGUGAUGUAGGUACAGUGCAGUGUCAGAACGGCGCAACGUGCGUAAAUUCCAUGGGAUCUUUCAGCUGUAAUUGCAGUGCUGGAUUUGAGGGCCAAACAUGUGGAAAUGAUAUAAACGAGUGUACGAAUGGGGACCAUGACUGUAACCAUGGGUCCUGUGUUAACACGGUGGGGUCGUUUACGUGUGAUUGCGAGAAAGGCUGGCGGGACAUCACCUGCAGUACAGAUAUUAACGAGUGUAGCGAAAAAAUCGACGAAUGUGAGCGAGGCAGCUGCUCGAACACGGAGGGAUCGUACACGUGCGAUUGCCAAUCUGGUUGGACGGGACGGUUUUGUGAAAUAGAAAUAAACGAGUGUGAGGCAUCGUUGGACAACUGUGACAAGGGUUAUUGUAACAAUACGGAGGGAGGGUACACAUGCGUAUGUGACCUUGGCUGGGAAGGGACACUAUGUGAUAAAGACGUGAAUGAGUGUACACUUGGCAGCGAUCUGUGUGUUAAUGGAGACUGUAUCAACAAUCAAGGUUCCUACACAUGUAACUGUAUGUCUGGCUUCACUGGACCACUCUGUGACAAAGAUGUAAAUGAAUGUGAAGGUGACGGGUCCAAAUGUGUCAAUGGCACUUGCGAAAACUCUAUUGGAUCAUACACAUGUAUUUGCAACACUGGCUGGGAGGGAGUGUUUUGCGAUAAAGAUAUCAACGAGUGUAGUGGGCCGAUAUCUGUUUGCGUGCAUGGUGACUGUACAAACGAGAUUGGCGGUUUUACGUGUACGUGCGAUGCCGGUUGGACUGGUAGCAAGUGCGACAGUGACUUAAACGAAUGCAUCCUUGGGAAAGCCCUCUGUGUCAACGGCUCGUGUGAAAAUGAAGAUGGCUCAUACAGAUGCAAUUGCUUUUCUGGAUUCGAUGGAACAUAUUGUGAUAGAGAUGUUAACGAAUGUCUACGUGGCUUGCAUCAAUGUGACCAGGGACGUUGUGCAAAUAGUCUUGGUUCCUAUAAAUGCGACUGCUUCCAAGGAUGGGCGGGGAACCAAUGUGAUGAAGGUAAACUAUCCAUUGCAUUUAGGACUUAA
Mya arenaria is the source of this 8955-nucleotide messenger RNA. RefSeq names its product fibrillin-2-like. Lineage: Eukaryota; Metazoa; Mollusca; Bivalvia; Myida; Myidae. Bases 1 to 8955 code for a protein of 2984 amino acids. Gene Ontology annotation, molecular function: nucleic acid binding; calcium ion binding. The transcript has 72 exons. Gene Ontology annotation, cellular component: protein-containing complex; plasma membrane. The record is from RefSeq and is a predicted model, not a curated record. Gene Ontology annotation, biological process: establishment or maintenance of epithelial cell apical/basal polarity; heterophilic cell-cell adhesion.